Molecule: messenger RNA, 2070 nt
Organism: Vitrella brassicaformis
Lineage: Eukaryota; Vitrellaceae
Source: the annotation of a GenBank genome assembly
CCCGGUCCAUCCAUGGCCACCUGACCCACUGACUGUGCGGGUCGGGUGUGUACAUCUGUCUGACUGAAUCAAUAAAUGAAUGUAUGUAGGAAUUGAUUGGUCUUCUGUCUGUCUGUCUGUCUGUCUGUCUGUCUGUAUGGGUGUGUGCAUGAUUCUUUAUGGUCUGAGCACGGGCCUUCGGCGGCCCCCACCACGGCCCCCACCACGGCCCCCACCACGGCCCCCCGGGCCACCGGCACACCCACCACCACCUCCACCAGCAGCCGCACCUCCGUCGGCAGCUGAGGAUGACGCACCGCCACCUGUGGUCACCACGGCAGACGAGAGGAGACAGACACACUCGUGUGGGCUGGCGUGUGGCUCAGUGGCUCCCUGACUGGCUGACCUUCGUUUGUGAGUUUGUCCUUCCACUCCGCUCGUGUCGUCUGUGCGUAGCGCUGCACGUGGUCCACCACCUUGGCCUGACCGAGUCAGCCAAGUGAUUCAAACAAAGAGGCAGGUAGAAGCCGCACACACACACGUCGGUCGACUGAUGAAAGGGGUCUGUCUGGUCUGUAUGUCUUUGUGUGACGGCCGCACCUCAUAGUCUCCUUCUCCUUGGAAGAAGGCCAGCGCCAGGGAUGAGUCGACCGGGUCAACGUAGUCUGCCGGGCCACGCACACGACACACGGCUCACAACAUGAUGGAUGCGCCACACACCCAACCCAGAAAGAGCGUGUGUCUGGUGGCUGGUUUUGAAUUCUUGCCUGGGUUGAGAAGUAGGCCAUAGAUGUGUUCGAGGAUGCUGCGGACCGUGCUGUCGGUCGUGUCUGUAUCACACAAACACACACGCGCGCCCGCGUACGAUCAAAUGAGCCACAGGAGGUGAGGUGCAUCGUAUCGUCAGUCAUCUCGGCGCUGCGCAUCCCUCCCUUCCUUACACGAUCGGCCGAGCACUGGAUGGCAAAUCUUGCCGUAGCUGUUGACAUUGGCGUGCUUGAUGGGCGUCUCAAAACGAAUCUCGGGCGGCUUGGCGGGGUAUUCAUCGGGAAACCUACAAGAAACACAGCACACCACCCAGUGCAGUGCAGCCCAGCGCGUCUAUGGCAUCAUUAAUGCUGCUUACAAGAUGUAGAGCAGCCAGGUGCCGCCUGAGUAGGGCGUGCUCUCGGGGCCUUCCUGCAGCCACACACACAUACACACAUCGACACACCGACCGAUCUGCAGCUUGUUUCCUUCAUCUGCAGCCAGCCUUGCUUCAGUUGCGCACCAUGACGACCCGCCAGAACCCCAUGUCGUGUUGCGAUGGGUACACACCGACAGCAGGGUGGGGGCUCUGCAGCAGACCCCGCAUCUCACGCAGCAACCGACGCACACGCCCCUGAUUCUCGUCACGCCCUGGCCGCACCGCAGCACCGUUCCCCACACUCACACCCCUGCCCCGCCCCCCACUACCGCCGGCCCCACGGUCACCUCUCGGCGUCAGACGGGCUGCACCCGACCGGCCUUCGUUGGCCGCUGCUGCUGAAUCGUCCUCGGCUCUCUUGGUGCUUGCCUCGAGUGCUUGCUCGAGAGUCUUGACGGGCUGGGCGAGCUGGGGGAUGGACCGGCGAGCUGGGACGCUGUCUUCGGUGCAGAGGUCGAGAGGGAAAUUCUGGUUGCUGCCAAACACCUGCUCGGCGAGACGCAUGAGGGCUGAAAGGGGCGGCAGGGAGGUGGCGGGACGCUCAGAGGCUGACGGAGGGAAGGGGCGGUUGGAGACAGACAAAGUGACUGAGUGAGUGAUUGGGGGCUGUGUCAUGUUGUGGUGUGAGUAAGCUGUGUAAGCUAUGCUAUGUACCUGUGAGCAUGACUUCCAGUUCGCACAGUUUGAGUGCAUUCUUGAUUGACUCAGGCUUGAAGCAGUAACCGCCAGUACUCUUGGCCAGACAACGCAACUGAACAAACACAACAGCAGAGCAGCAUAGCAUGGCACAAUCCGUGCGGUGCGUAGACUUGUGACUCUCACUCACCUUUUUAUUGUCGCUUCCGCCGAUGAGCACGGCGUCGAGCAGCACACUCGAGUCACGCAGCUUCUUGGCCUCAACGUGC